Messenger RNA from Aspergillus tubingensis, 600 nucleotides. Its product is annotated as putative lysr family regulatory protein. NCBI's taxonomy places the organism in Eukaryota, Fungi, Ascomycota, Eurotiomycetes, Eurotiales, Aspergillaceae. The transcript has a single exon. The record is from RefSeq and is a predicted model, not a curated record. Bases 1 to 600 code for a protein of 199 amino acids.
AUGCUUAACGAACACCCCGACCAGAUACCCCCAGUACUGGGUGCAAAGAACGAUGUGGCAGCAUCUAUAGGCUCCUCUGACGACGACAAGGCCCAAGGUCCCCAUGUCCUUGAACAGUGGCGGCUUCGGGGACUGUCACUGGUUGUCAUGGUCCUACGGUUAGCGUGGGAUCUUUUCACGCGAAGGAAUGUCCACAUUCGCACCAUCUAUCUACCUGCAGCAUUUAUAGCAGGUCUCCGUCAAGCUGCAUAUGCUGAGUACUAUAAAGAAGAUGGAAAUGAAACGAAGCCACCUUUUCUCAGCGACGGCGACCUCAUCACAGCUUGGGUCUCGCACAUAAUAUUGUCUUCGCAAGCCAAAAAGGGAAGACCUGCUGUAAUCCAUAACAUUUUCGACGCUCGUGGCCGAAUCAAGGGCCCAUUCUCGGCUCCGGGAGUCCACCUGCAGAAUCUGAUCCUUCCCGCUGUCGCCAUUGUACCAGCUGCACCUGAUGGCGAAACACCCUUUUCCGUGGGACAAAUUGCUUGCCGGAUACGACAAGCAAUCUUGGAGCAGACUACAGACGAACGAACAAGCUCGACGACUGAUAAGGGUAUUUAG